Molecule: messenger RNA, 210 nt
Organism: Opisthorchis viverrini
Lineage: Eukaryota; Metazoa; Platyhelminthes; Trematoda; Opisthorchiida; Opisthorchiidae
Exons: 1
Coding region: 1-210 (69 amino acids)
Source: RefSeq, a predicted model, not a curated record
AUGCCACCGAACAUCAAAGCCGAUCGAAUAGAGAGUAAUUUAGCGGUCACCCUACGAAGCUUGGCUAAGGAUUGUACUGUUUGCACUGAGACCGAAACAACUUCAGCUGGAUCUGAGAUAUCACGCCUCCGCACUGCAGCUGUGCCGACCAAAAAGACGACAGGAAGCCUUAUCCCAUUUGGAUGGGAUAAGCUGACACCUGAGAGGUGA